AUGUCUUUCAACGGACAGGUCUGCAACUAUGGCAGCUACUCACCCUGUGAUGUGAGCUGCCCUGUGCCAUAUGCCAAUGCCUGGAGCCAGCCCUGCGUCACCUCCUGUGGGGACUCCCGUGCUGUGGUCUACCCACCACCCGUGGCCAUUGUCUUCCCAGGCCCCAUCCUCAGCUCCUGCCCUCAGGAGAGCAUUGUGGGCACCUCAGCCCCACUGGAGAUAGGCAACUCCUAUGGGUAUGGGAGCUCCCAGGAUGUGCAGAGCUCCUUUGGGUCUGGCACCUCCGUGGGUGGCAGGUACUCCUACCCCUGCUAUUCCCGCAGGUACACAACUUACCGUAGUGGGAGCUGUGGGCCCUGCUGA
Messenger RNA from Nestor notabilis (Kea), 363 nucleotides. RefSeq names its product scale keratin-like. Gene Ontology annotation, molecular function: structural constituent of cytoskeleton. Gene Ontology annotation, cellular component: intermediate filament. The record is from RefSeq and is a predicted model, not a curated record. The transcript has a single exon. Bases 1 to 363 code for a protein of 120 amino acids. Lineage: Eukaryota; Metazoa; Chordata; Aves; Psittaciformes; Psittacidae.